Messenger RNA from Protopolystoma xenopodis, 234 nucleotides. Lineage: Eukaryota; Metazoa; Platyhelminthes; Monogenea; Polystomatidea; Polystomatidae. The record is from the annotation of a GenBank genome assembly.
AUGAAGGACUGGUUACUCACCGAGGAGAUGGAUAAAUCUACUCUUCAACGUGGCCAAUUAGAGACGGAACUGGAGAAUGCUCUACAUGCUAAAUCUGCUCUAGAGGCGGAGCUAAGCCAAAUGCUUGAACAGGUUUCUCGCUUGAAGAAUGAAUUAUUCGAGAAGCAACAAACGGCUAGAACCCUUGAGACACAGGUACUACUUUCUCGCAGUAACUUUGUUCACCGUCAAUGA